AUGCGGGCAUUAAAGGAAAGUACUCUACUAAGUAAAUCGUCGUUUAUCCAUCCUAACUCUGUUUUUAAACUCUCCAGAGCAACAGCGAUACUCCAAUUGAGGAGGGAUAAAGAAGAUGGGUUUGAAGGGGAGGGGAAUGCGGUGCUGGGACCGUGCCUGACCAGCUAUGUGGACAACGGAAGCUCUGAGAGCCAUAGAUACUAUCUGGCACGCAGAACUAUGCUGGAGAUGCUCAGAGACAGAGGCUAUGCCGUGCCCAACUCUGAAAUCGAGCUCUCUCUACAAGACUUCCGGGCCAUUCACGGCCAAAACCCAGACCUUGAGCGCCUCCGAAUCUCCACGACGUUUCGCUCUGACCCUUUGAAAAGGAUUUUAGUAAUUUUUUGUGGACCUGGUGUAGUAAAAGUUAAUGUGUUCCGCAGCAUUGCAUCCCAAAUUGUCAACAAAGAUACUUUAAGUGGAUUGAUAUUAAUAGUGCAAAACCAUAUAACAUCCCAAGCCAUGAAAGCAGUGGAUCUUUUCCCAUUUAAAGCUGAAAUAUUCCAGAUUACUGACUUGCUUGUGAACAUUACAAAACAUGUGUUAAAGCCAAAGCAUCGGAUACUGACUGACCAAGAGAAACGGAGGCUUUUGAAAAAGUACAAUAUAGAAGAGAAGCAGCUUCCUCGAAUGUUACGAAAAGAUGCAAUUGCGAGAUACUACGGACUUGAGAAGGGGCAGGUGGUGAAAGUGACAUAUGGUGGUGGUGAAAUCACUGAGUCGCAUGUUACCAUAUAUGAUCCUUGGACUUUUGUAGCGAUGUGUCCUUUGUGAAUACUUUGGUUGACUAUGAUCGUUGCUACAGCCUUUCAAGGGGAAAAAUGUUGCGUCCAAGAGUCCUAUCUACAGCUAGCCAUGGAAGGAAAAUUCUAAUAUCUCACUGUUACAAGGUGUUAUUGCCGGUCAAUCCGUGAUUCUUUUUCAGAAAAAAUAAGAGAUGAUUGGGACUAGUUUAGAUAGUGAAUUAAGAUGAGGUGAGAUG
Messenger RNA from Juglans regia (Persian walnut), 1021 nucleotides. RefSeq names its product DNA-directed RNA polymerase V subunit 5A-like. NCBI's taxonomy places the organism in Eukaryota, Viridiplantae, Streptophyta, Magnoliopsida, Fagales, Juglandaceae. Gene Ontology annotation, biological process: DNA-templated transcription. The record is from RefSeq and is a predicted model, not a curated record. The transcript is spliced from 5 exons. Gene Ontology annotation, molecular function: DNA binding; DNA-directed RNA polymerase activity. The coding region runs from base 1 to 813 and encodes 270 amino acids.